Chenopodium quinoa (quinoa) is the source of this 2083-nucleotide messenger RNA. RefSeq names its product FBD-associated F-box protein At3g49020-like. NCBI's taxonomy places the organism in Eukaryota, Viridiplantae, Streptophyta, Magnoliopsida, Caryophyllales, Amaranthaceae. Gene Ontology annotation, molecular function: protein binding. The record is from RefSeq and is a predicted model, not a curated record. The coding region runs from base 344 to 1765 and encodes 473 amino acids. The transcript is spliced from 6 exons.
ACUAAUUUUUUUUUCUUUCUAAAACGGAGGUAGUAUAUAGAUAGAUUGUGGGAAAUCGUUGGAGAUAAUACCUUAUUGUGAACCCAACAAGGCUUGGGGGUUUUGCGCUUUUGCCACUCUCUUGCAUAAUUAAAAAAAAUAAAAUAAAAAAUAAAAGCCAAACCUGUCCUCCUCUGUCAUCUUCCAACCGUAGCGCUCUCCACAUUCUCCAUUAUUGAUAUUACUAUCCUCCAUUGAAGCAGAAUCCGAGUUUUUUGGUGCUGUUGAAUCUUGCAGAGCUAAGUUAAGCUUAGGUUAGGUUACUGUGAAGCUUUGAUUGUCUUUGUCUUUGUCUAGUUUGAUUAUGGAGAAACGGACAUGGCCUGCACUCAAAUCUUGCAAGCAUCAGCCUUAUCAAGGAAAAGGCAGUGAUAAUGAUCGACUGAGUCAGUUGCCGCAUGAUAUUCUGAUGUCGAUCAUGUCCCUCCUCACAAUCAAGGAAGCUGCACAAACUAGUGUUCUUUCGCACGGGUUGAAUUACAUUUGGCGAUGUUUUCCCAUCUUAAUCUUUAAAGAUGAUCACCCUAUUGUGCAUUGGGUUGCACGAAAUCAUCUGUUACUUCCCCAAGAAAGAUCGAAUUUUGUGACGAUGGUGAAAAGUGUUUUGGAGUCUCAUCUUGGUGUGGCUAUAGACGAGCUAAGCGUGGUUUUUGACCUGGACGUAAGUUAUGAGUCUGAUAUCGAUAGGUGGCUGGCCUUUGCUAUAGAAAAACAUGUCAAAAGGCUUGAAUUGGACUUCACACCACAAAUUGGUAGAGCUUUUUCGUUGAUAAAUUGCUACACUUGGCCCCUUGAAUGUCGUUUGUUGUCUCUUGGUUUGCAUUGUAAUUUGGUUUCCCUAACAUCUUUGUGUCUUAAAUAUGUCAAUGUAACUGACAAAGACAUAGAGUGCGUUCUGCUUUCUUGCCAUGCCCUGGAGAAUUUGUGCAUUGUUGAUGGGUCAAGCGGUUUGAAGUGUAUAAACAUGCCUCAAACAUCCCUACAACUCAAACAUCUGGAGUUAUCAUGCUGUUAUUAUCUGUCGUGCAUUGACAUUAUGGCCCCAAAACUUGUGUCAUUCACUCUGCAUGGGCAUCCUAUAGCACUGAAUAUUAGAGCUUCAUCGCUUUCUAAGGUAUCAAUCGGAAGUGGAAAUUAUAGAGGAGAGGUUGUGGCCUAUGCUUAUAGAUCCCUUUCACAAUACUUGUCCAACUUGGAGUAUUUGAGUUGGCACUUGUUCUUAAAAACUGCCUACCCUAUCCAGUGGAAUACAGGGAUAUCUAAACCACCAAUCAUGUCAAACCUUAAGCAUUUAGAACUCCAUGUCCAAGCAAAGGGUGAUGAAAGCCUACUUGGGUGGGCUUACUUGAUUGGCGAAUCUCCGGUUCUGGAGAAGCUCACUUUGAAGUUCUCAAGGCAUCCUUGGGUUUAUAAGGCUAAUGUACCUCAAAGGAAUAUAGUCAAACACAAAGGGCGUCCCCUGAAAAACUUGAAGACCUUGGAGCACUGUGGUUUUUUGGGACUGCCAAUUGACAUUGAGUUUGCUACCUAUGUGGUUGAGAAUUCCAUCAAGCUGAAAGAUGUAAUCUUUACCCAUCCACAAAUCAUCAUAUAUCGUGACCCUACCAACAAUUACGCAAAAGGUCGUGUUUUGGAAUUCAUAAAGACACUUCCUCAAGAAGUUGCAUUCAAAUUUGGCAAACCUGCAAACCAUUGCUGUCCAAUUUCAACAUAUCCUUAUUUUUAGAUCUUUGCUUGAUGUUGCCCAUGUCUGUUGUGCACAUUCAUGGUGAUGGAUUGAGGUGUUGGCCACCAUGUCUGGUUUUGAUCUUCGAGUUUGUUGUAAAUUAUUUGGUUUUUCUGAAUUACAUAUACCGGAUUUUUUUAAAUUUUAUUUUGAGUUGCUUGAACUCGUGUAUUGUUGUAAUUUAUGAUCUUCAUUGUAAUUUAAUUAUUAUGUAUUUAACGGUUAUUUUCAUUAAUUUGUAACUAUAAUGUAUUAGGUUUCUCCUUAUAUGUUUCUCUCAAAAAAAAAAAAAAAGGUUUCUCCUUAUAUGUUUUCUUC